Messenger RNA from Pogoniulus pusillus (Red-fronted tinkerbird), 4930 nucleotides. It is a transcript of the gene NR1D2, whose product is annotated as nuclear receptor subfamily 1 group D member 2. Gene Ontology annotation, biological process: negative regulation of transcription by RNA polymerase II; positive regulation of transcription by RNA polymerase II; cell differentiation. The transcript has 8 exons. Gene Ontology annotation, molecular function: zinc ion binding; nuclear receptor activity; RNA polymerase II cis-regulatory region sequence-specific DNA binding. Lineage: Eukaryota; Metazoa; Chordata; Aves; Piciformes; Lybiidae. The record is from RefSeq and is a predicted model, not a curated record. The coding region runs from base 269 to 1978 and encodes 569 amino acids.
GGGGCGGGGCGGCGGCCGCGGUGCCGCACUCUGCGCGGAGCCCGAUCGCUUUUGUUGUAAAGGGAGGGCGGCGCGGAGGGGACUGUCAGCCGCCGCUCUGACAGGCGGCAGCGCGGUCGCCUUCCUCUCUCGCCUGCCGGCUGCAUGUAGGGCUGCGGCGGGGACCGGAGCUGGGGAGACAGCGGCCGAGCGGAGCUGAGCUCAACCGUAACGGGCUCGGUGGAGCCCAGCGUGGCGCCGCCACCCGACCCUGCGGCAGGAGACCGCCAUGGAAGUCAGCGCGGGGGGUGUAAUAGCUUACAUCAGCUCUUCAAGCUCGGCAUCCAGCCCAGCCUCAUGUCACAGCGAGAGCUCAGACAGCGGUUUUCAGUCGUCCUCUUCGCCUGUACCAUCCUCUCCGAACAGCUCCUCCUCAGAAAGAAGCUGCCAUGGCCGGAACAGCAAGGGCUCUGAUGGGGCACCCAAGAGCGAUUGUCUGGAGGAGACUCUUAAACCAAACCAGUCAAGUGUUGCUGGUUUGACAAAAAGCCAUAAUGGAGUCACAAAGUUUAAUGGCAUGGUUCUUCUUUGCAAAGUCUGUGGAGAUGUUGCUUCAGGAUUUCAUUAUGGUGUUCAUGCCUGUGAGGGCUGCAAGGGAUUUUUCAGAAGAAGCAUUCAGCAGAACAUCCAAUAUAAAAAGUGCUUGAAGAAUAACAACUGCUCUAUAAUGAGAAUGAAUAGGAACAGAUGCCAGCAGUGUCGCUUCAAAAAAUGCCUGUCUGUUGGGAUGUCACGAGAUGCUGUUCGAUUUGGCCGUAUUCCCAAACGUGAAAAGCAGAGGAUGCUGAUUGAAAUGCAGAGUGCCAUGAAAACAAUGAUAAGCGGCCACUUACCCAGUGAAGCGAUAUCAGAACAUCAAGAGCAAGCUCCUCAGGAAGGCCUUUCCUCCAAGCCAAAACAAGAGCAGGAAACCAUCAAAAGUCCUUCUCCCCUUCCUGGUGCUGACAUGGCUAAGGAAGAAGUGAUUGGUAUGGUCACUAGGGCCCACAAAGACACUUUCAUGUACAACCAAGAACAGUCCCAAAACGCAGCAGAGAUGAUGCAGGCCCAGAGCGGGGAGAGAGCGCCAAAGAGCAGCGAGCAGUACAUCUCGAACGGCGAGCACUGUGGUGGUGGGCUUGGGGGCCCUCAGUACCCUGACAGUGAGCAGCACCUCGGCGGACAGUACAGAGGCAGAAGUGCACUGCAUUACCCAGCUGGGCACGCCGUGUGUUUCACAAAUGGCCACUGUAUGAACUUCACCAGUGCCUAUACGCCGCGACUCUGCGACAGGAUGCCGGCAGAUGGCUUUGCUCCAAACAGGAAUACCACUUACUCCUGCAGCACUGGAGGAAGAACGCAUUUGGUCUGCCCAAUGAGUAAGACUCCACACGUGGACCCAAACAAGUCUGGCCACGAAGUCUGGGAAGAGUUUUCCCUGAGUUUUACCCCUGCAGUGAAGGAAGUGGUGGAGUUCGCCAAGCGCAUCCCAGGUUUCCGAGAUCUCUCUCAACAUGACCAGGUUAAUCUCCUGAAGGCUGGGACCUUUGAGGUUUUAAUGGUACGGUUUGCAUCUCUGUUUGAUGCAAAGGAACGUACUGUCACCUUCCUGAGUGGAAAGAAGUACGGUGUGGACGACUUGCAUUCAAUGGGAGCUGGGGAUCUGCUCAACUCCAUGUUUGAAUUUAGUGAGAAACUAAAUGCUCUGCAGCUUAGUGACGAGGAGAUGAGUUUGUUUACAGCAGUUGUCCUGGUGUCUGCUGAUCGCUCUGGAAUAGAAAAUGUCAACUCUGUGGAGGCACUUCAGGAAACACUAAUCCGUGCAUUAAGGACUUUAAUCAUGAAAAACCACCCAAAUGAAGCCUCUAUUUUCACAAAACUUCUUUUGAAGUUACCUGACUUGCGUUCCUUAAACAACAUGCACUCUGAAGAACUCUUGGCCUUUAAAGUUCACCCGUAGACCUUUAGGUCUCGUUUGUACUUGGAAUUGCCUCGUGUUAAACUGUUUUGUGCUAAAGUAUGUAUUUAUACAGUUGUACCACUUGUUGAAGAGAGAGUUCACAGACUGUGAACAAUCGAUAGCUGUCCCAUAGCCAUGCAGUAAUGCUUCAGCAGGUGCUUGCAGCUAAAAGCAGCACAGCCUUCAGAGUUCUCCAGGAUGCCCAGACCCAGCUGUGCUGCACUUCUGCAGAAGAGCCUGCAGUGAGCCUGAGUAAAUAUGGACUAUUCUUUCAUUAAGAAAAAAAAGAGAACCACCACUGCCCUCUCAUGAACUGAAUGAAAGGUAGCUGAGUAUGUGCAUGGACCGGGGUGGGAACAAUCCUGUACUACUAGGCAAAUGGAAGAGCUGAUUUAAUUGGUCUUUCUCUUAUUUAGUAGAUGUGUGUCUGUGUCUCUUGGUCACUCACUCACUCACGAUUUCACUGUUGUUCCAUUAAACCUGAUGGAAUGGUUUCAGCCUGCACCAACUCUUCACAGGGUUUGUGUUCAUGCCAUGUGUAUAUACUAUAAAUAGCUAAGUAAUGAGUGUUUAUGGCUAUAUAAAGUACAGAGUUGUGUGUAUAUAUGUGUAUGUAUAUAAAUAGUUCUAUACAUAAAGUAUACAUAUAAUUUCUUCACAAUAUUUUAAACUGUGAAGGAAUUUAAACCAGAAGGUGGUCUAUGGAAAGAACCAAACAGAUGCACUUUGCAUACUGCUGAAAUUAUCUGAGCAUUUCUAAUUUUUAGAAACAUCAAGUUUGUAUUAAAUAUGCUGUGUUUGUUAAUUUAAGAGAAAAAACACCACCACCAAAAAACAAAACAGAGUGGCACCAAAGGGGCAGAGUCAGGUUCAACUUCUGGGGGGGAUCCUGAGAGCAUCUCAAGGAGAUGGUUGGCGUGCCGACGAGAGAGAGGUUGUCCCUUGCCACUGAGGUUGGAAGGUUCUGACAAAAGAAGCACCAGGUGCUCUUUAAAGUUAAACUUCAGCACAGCCAGAAGGAAAUGACCAGGUGAAUAACAGCAUCUAUCAGAAACAUACGUGUCCGUGGCUGUGUUUCGGUGUCUGUGUGUUCUCGCAAUACGCCGUUCUGCUGCUGCGUUGCUCAAUGAGAACUGGGAACAGGGAUGUGAGGUUCCCCAGCUCAGUCACAGUUCGGGCUUUGUGGUUCCCGUGCCUGUUCUGGAGCUCUCUGUUGGUGUGUGUGUCUGGUGGGUGUGUGUGUGUGUGUGUGUGCAGAGAAGGUGCACUGGGUGGUCUGGACUUUUCCUUUCAAAAAGAGCACUGCAAAAACCAAACAGGACUUUUUUGUUGUUGUUGUUGAUGCCAGUAGCAAAUUACCAAGCAGAUCCUGGAGGUUCCACUGCUUUUCCACUUAUGAAAGUGGCUCUCUAUGGGUUUUCUGCAUUCGUAUCAGGACCUAGCACCAGAAAAGAGCUAAAGGGAAGAAAAAAGCAGCUGUGUUAAUUAGUUACAUUUCUCUUUUGCUGAUGUGGGAAGAAGAUGCUCCAUUACCCUUGUCUUACCUUGGAGAUAGCCCUUUGGGUCUCUAGCAUUUGAUAACACUACUUUGUGGAGGGGAAGACCUCUCCCUUUGUUCCUGCAUUGAGAUGUAUGCAGUAGGUGAGGCCAGGAGCCAGAAAGCUGCCAGAUUGCAGAGCACCUCCUCACCGUGCUGGAGUGGCUCUCGCACAGCAGCGAGUCCACCCAGUGGGAGCCCUGGAAAAGAAGCAGACUUCUACCUGCCCCUAAGCUUCAGGUUUGCACCCUGGCACAGCUUUCAUCCCCCUUGGGCUGGGGAGUGCCCCUCAGAAAGCGGUGGCCAGGGGGCCAGGAGCAGAGGAGCAGGAGAGACGGUGCUUGAGUGAGGGACAGGGAGGAGCCUGCUUUAGCCUUGGCUAAGGAGCAGAAGGUCCCACCCUUUUCCCCACCUCCACCCUUUGCCCCUCCACAGCUGCUGCAGGCAGAGCCGUCCUGCCUCGAACUACUGUAACCACUUGAUACUGGCCCUUCACUCCCUCCAGUUUUGCUAUCCAAACGUGCUGCCAGGGCAUAUUGUCCUGCUCUGUGUUCACAGUCUGCGUUCUACCAGUAUUACUUGUUUGAGAGCUUCACUGAAUUAUGUGUUGAACCAUUCAAGCUUUAGAGAAGACAGUCACAUGUGGUGUGCUAUUUAGGAGCUGAAACGGCUUCGUAGACCCCAUUUCAAACGUGCGAAGUGCAGUUAACUCUGGGGUGUUCGGGGAGGGAAGGAGGCUUCCUACAGCAACUGCCACCUUACAGCUGUGUUCUGUUUUGUUGUGGGGUUGGUUGGUUGGGGUUGGUGUUUGGGGGGCGUAUGCUUGGUGUGGGUUGGUUGGUUGGUUUGGUUGGGGGUUACUUUGUGUGUGUGUGUGUGUUUUGAUUAUGUUUUUCUUUUCUUAAAGCUGUAUUGUUAAGCCUUUAGGAAUGUAUAACCAGGACUGAGUAAUUUACUGCUUAUUCCAUUUUUAGUUAGCUUGACCAUGUUAUGCCUUUAGAUAGAUAUUCUGACUUGUGCAAUCUCAUUGGAAAUUAUCUUCCUAUACUUAAGGGAAAAACUCUAAGAACAGGAAAGAAACAAAUAGAAGCCCCAAGCAGAUUGACUGAGCAAAAACACGGAGUAAAGCACUGUCCAAAGUGACCCACGUGUUGCAGACCUUGGCUGGAAGGAAGUGGCAACUCACCGCGCCAGCUGUGUGUCGUGAGCUGUUCCUUCACUGUGUCACUGGUUAUACACUUGUUAAACGCUGAGAUAAUAGACUUCAUGCAAGGCAUUUGAGUACUGUAGGCUGGGUCAUUGCUGAAAGGUUAAUGUACUGUAUGACUUAAAUGGAGUUUUUAUUCUUGAUUUUAUUCUUGAUUUCUGUUCUUGUUUCAAAAGAUUAAAUAUGGGCAUUAUGUCAGCAACCUAAA